Molecule: messenger RNA, 477 nt
Organism: Chenopodium quinoa (quinoa)
Lineage: Eukaryota; Viridiplantae; Streptophyta; Magnoliopsida; Caryophyllales; Amaranthaceae
Product: protein FAR-RED IMPAIRED RESPONSE 1-like
Exons: 3
Coding region: 1-477 (158 amino acids)
Biological process (GO): regulation of DNA-templated transcription
Source: RefSeq, a predicted model, not a curated record
AUGGAGUCAUAUGGUCUUGUAAAUGAUGACUGGCUUACAGUGCUGUAUGAUGAAAGACAUAUGUGGAUCCCGACUUAUAUGAAGCAUUUGUUCUGGGCGGGUAUGAAGACUACACAACGUUCGGAGAGCAUAAACAGCUUUGUUGAUAAAUAUGUAAAGCGGGACACUCGUUUGUAUGAGUUUGUAGAAAGAAAGGUAUUGCGAUGCUAUGGAGAAUUGGGUGAAUUCGGAGAAAACUCUGCAAUGAGGGUCAAACAUGUCCUUACGAAUUUCCCUUUUGAAAAGGUUUUCCCUUUUGAAAAGGGUUUUCAAAAGGUCUACACAGAUGCUAAAUUUGAAGAAAUCCAGGAGCAGUUGGAAAGGCUUUUGUAUGUUAGCGAUGUUUCCAAAACAAAGUUGUUAAAUAAUGUUGUUGAGCACUCUGUGGAAGAUAUAGCAUGGAUCUACCUCAAAGACCAGAGGAAGGAUUCCUAUUAA